CAGCAGCAGCGACAGCAGCAGCAGCAGCAGCAGCGCCGCCGCCCGCUCCGCAGCGCAAGGGGAGGUGAGCGGCAGCGGGAAGCGGCGCCCGGCUCCUGCUCGCCGGGGCGGGGGCUGCGCGGUUCGCCUCGCUUCGCUUCGGCUCGGCGGCACCAGCUCCGGAGCGAGGGAUGGGGCUCCUCUUGUGAGACGCGUUCGCUCCUCGGUUUGUCUUCUUGCUCUUGUUUCACGAGAGGUGAUCCGAAGUGGCGGCAGCCUGCUGGCCAGCGCUGAUAGUUUAAGGAGCGUUGCGUUGUAGCUGCCCUUCUGCGGCGAACUGGGCUCGGUUAUAUGUGAAUAAGCAGUUUCAGGGGUUGCACCAGCUGGCAGAUUAAAAAAUAAGAAAGCAAGAAGCUGGAAGAGUUUUGAUCACCAGGAAGGUCUGAACCAAUGGACUGUGUGGAUAUAGAUAUGUUUGAAGGCAUCUGCUCUUCCCCUUACAAGAUGUAAACCAGCCUGGGGAGCUGAGAGGCAAGGCAGAGUGAACGGGUCUUGGAUUCAGGUCUGCUGUGCUUAUCUUCCAGCAGAAUCAUGAAUAAACUGGCAGACCAGCAGGACCACAUGAUACCAUGAAGAGAAGCUUACAGGUCCUCUAUUGCCAACUGUUUAGUGUUCUACUGAUCUUGGCACUGACAGAAGAGCUGGUGUUUUCUGUUCAGGUACUGUCUCCCACUGUCUCCUCCUCUCAGGGCUUCCCGAUGAACACUACAACUGUCACAGCCAUGGGAACAACACCUCACCACAAAGACCACCCCACAGCAGAGCCCCUUCCCACGUCUGCUCAAGCCAUGUCCCACCCCAUCAGCCUGGUGGAGAAAGGCCCUUCCACCGGGCAGGAGCGAGAGAGUGGCCCUCGCAUCGGUGAGAAGGAAACUUACCAUUUGUACAACCAGAGUGCUUUGUACUCAGGACAGUCUCGCCCCAAGGGGAAAAUAUUCCAGGUUUUCAAAGGCAACUUCUCAGAGUCGACAGAGCCUUACCUAAAGACAACCCUGCACUCUCCCUUCCCUACCCUGAGGAGCCCUUUCACAGAUCACCCGUUUCAGUCCCAGACCACAGCAUCCAGCGAUCCAAAUGGAAUGGGGCUGGCAAGAACUACACACUCAGACCCUUCUCCCCACCGCAACUCCUCGGGAAGCCUUAGGGAAGCAGAGCAAGGGGAUGGGACCGAGGUAGCAGUGCAGGAGGCAGAUUUUGCCACCACAACUGCUGGACCAUCAACUGAUCCUGAAGCAGUGUCGGUGCCUUUUAAACCCACCCACUAUGGCAUGUGGGAUAUGCUGAGCAAAAACAACUCUUGGGUAACCUUGAAUCUCAGUACAAAUGUCCCUGUGUUUGCUGGCUCUGGAUCUGCUACAGCAGCAGCUGGUCACUCGGUUCAGACCAGUUUUGACAUCAGCAUCUCAUCCUCGGCAGCGGGAGACGCCGAGGGACUGACUCCGACGCAGCACGGCACGGUGACCAAUUCCACGUCACCAGGCAGUGCUCUCUCCUCAGUGCCUGCCACCAGGUUGUCCAGCCCCACCUCCACAGCUGGCUCCACCGCCACCGGGAACUUCCUGAACAGACUGGUUCCUGCCGGGACCUGGAAACCAGGUGUGCAAGGAAACAUCUCCCAUGUCACCGAGGGCGACAAACCCCAGCACAGAGCAACCAUCUGUCUCAGCAAGAUGGACAUUGCCUGGAUCAUUCUGGCUAUCAGCGUCCCUAUAUCCUCAUGUUCAGUUCUGCUGACAGUCUGCUGCAUGAGAAGGAAGAAGAAGACAUCUAACCCAGAGAACAACCUGAGCUAUUGGAAUAAUGCUAUUACCAUGGACUACUUCAACAGGCAUGCUGUAGAGUUACCAAGAGAGAUCCAGUCACUGGAGACUUCAGAGGACCACCUGUCGGAGCCGCGCUCCCCGGCCAACGGCGACUACCGGGACAGCGGGAUGGUCCUGGUGAACCCCUUCUGCCAGGAAACGCUGUUCGUGGGACACGAGCAAGUCUCUGAAAUAUGACCCCUCAGCUGCCCCUGGCCUGCAGUUUCAUCUCUACCGUCUCCAAAUUAUAAAUAAAUAUAUAUAUAUAUUAUAAAUAUAACCUUUGUGUAACCCUGAACUACAAGAAAUGUUUUCAGCUUUUCUUUUGUCCCUCAGAAUUGUCAGACCCUUUUUUAUAAGUGUGGUAAAACUUUACAGAACAAACUGUGGCUUUAUAAAAUAAAGGUAUUUCUAAGCAAA
Messenger RNA from Zonotrichia albicollis (white-throated sparrow), 2261 nucleotides. RefSeq names its product transmembrane protein 108 (gene TMEM108). Lineage: Eukaryota; Metazoa; Chordata; Aves; Passeriformes; Passerellidae. The record is from RefSeq and is a predicted model, not a curated record. Gene Ontology annotation, biological process: dendrite extension; retrograde axonal transport; postsynaptic density organization. Gene Ontology annotation, cellular component: endosome membrane; postsynaptic density; early endosome.